Molecule: messenger RNA, 817 nt
Organism: Phytomonas sp. Hart1
Lineage: Eukaryota; Euglenozoa; Kinetoplastea; Trypanosomatida; Trypanosomatidae
Source: the annotation of a GenBank genome assembly
AUAGUAAAUAUCUCCACUGUUUUUCCAGACAAGCAAGGUUCAUCAAAAUCACUGAUAAGUACAAAGAGAAAUAUGAAUGCACCUGAGUGGACAAGAGAUGAGCACGCUAUUAGUGAUGCGAAAAUUUACCUUCGUCAAGGGUCAACUGUAGAUUUUUUCGAAAUGAUCGCACGGAACAUUAUACAGACUCAUCCUGAUAAUCUUCCGCUGUAUGCGCUUAGUCUUGUCAACGACAUUAUUGAUGGAAAGGAGGGUUCUUGUGAUCUCGAGCUCAAGCCUAAGAAGUUAGAGGACAAUAAAUACAUGCGUGAUAUGAAUGUAAGUGAGUUUCUGGAUGCGUGGGUCCUCGCACUAUUGUGUGAGAAGCCCACAUCGGAUGCCGAACGCCUUUCUUUUCACAAAAAAUACCUUCAGUCGCUUAUUCCAGAUAGUGCUUCUCAUUCAAGGUAGUAAAAAGGUACCAAAGAUGAGUAACUCAGAAGCGUUAUAGUAUAAUAAACUUCACUACUUUUAUAAUGAAGGCAUAAUCAUUGUUUGUAUAGCUGAUUUACAUUCGCAAGUCCGACUUUUUGGAUAACAUUUUUUAUAUUACUCAAAUCAUCAACUGAUGCCCAAGAACUUAUAACCAGCAUAUUUGUUAAUUGUGCACAGAUUUUGCUCACAGCUAGAUAUAUGAGUAAAUUCAGAUGCUAUACCAAUAUGUAUAUUUCAUUUGUUGUAUAUAUAUCUAAUUCAUUACAUGCGGUUUCCCUUUUGUAAUAUAAUUACUGUAUUUUAUACAACCUGAUUAAGCUAAUUUAGAUACUUGUGUACUCAU